This is a messenger RNA of Huiozyma naganishii CBS 8797, 747 nucleotides long. RefSeq names its product phosphoglycerate mutase GPM1 (gene GPM1). The transcript has a single exon. Lineage: Eukaryota; Fungi; Ascomycota; Saccharomycetes; Saccharomycetales; Saccharomycetaceae. Bases 1 to 747 code for a protein of 248 amino acids. Gene Ontology annotation, molecular function: intramolecular phosphotransferase activity. The record is from RefSeq and is a predicted model, not a curated record. Gene Ontology annotation, biological process: glycolytic process.
AUGCCAAAGUUAAUCCUUGUUAGACACGGUCAAUCCGAAUGGAACGAAAAGAACCUAUUCACUGGGUGGGUUGAUGUCAGACUUUCCGCCAUCGGUGAAAAGGAAGCUGCCAGAGCCGGUCAAUUGCUGAAGGAGAAGAACGAACUUCCAGAUGUUUUGUACACCUCCAAGUUGUCCAGAGCCAUCCAGACUGCCAACAUCGCUUUGUCCGAAGCUGACAGAUUGUGGAUCCCAGUCAAGAGAUCCUGGAGAUUGAACGAAAGACACUACGGUGCUUUGCAAGGUAAGGACAAGGCCGCCACUUUGGAGGAAUACGGUGAAGAGAAAUUCACCACCUGGAGAAGAUCUUACGACGUCCCACCUCCACCAAUUGCUGACGACUCUGAGUUCUCCCAAAAGAACGACGUCAGAUACGGUACCGUCGACCCUAAGGUCCUACCAAAGACUGAGUCUUUGUCUUUGGUCAUCGACAGAAUGUUGCCAUACUGGCAAGACGUUAUCGCCAAGGACUUGUUGGAAGGUAAGACCGUCAUGAUCGCUGCCCACGGUAACUCCUUGAGAGGUUUGGUCAAGUACUUGGAAGGUAUCUCUGAUGCUGACAUCGCCAAGUUGAACAUCCCAACUGGUAUCCCAUUGGUUUUCGAAUUGGACCAAGAAUUGAAGCCAACUAAGCCAUCUUACUACUUGGACCCAGAAGCCGCUGCCGCCGGUGCCGCCGCCGUCGCUGCUCAAGGUAAGAAGAAAUAA